AUGGAACUCGGAGUGUCUCCAACCUAUGAACGACUGGACCGUCGAGACUCGGAUGCCCUCGAUGACGGCCGACAAGGUACGGAAAGCGAGAAUGGAGCACUUCUAGAAGGAAAGACGUCCCAGCGCGAGUAUCCCCAUCCACGACACCGUUGGUUUGUUUGGCUCAAUGCUACCAUCUUUGCAAUGUCAUUGUUCCUCUUUGCCAUGACCGCGAGCAUUGUCCGGAGCAGCAGCGUUUCCAGCCAGCUAUUGCGGAAAACCUCUGAAUAUUGUGAGGCCCCCAUAUUCGAUCGACUGGAAAUUCCCCUCAUCUACAAAAAGAUGAAUGCGACGUUGGUGGAGCCGGAUCCCCUACCCAUCUACCGCCAGCCGCCCAGCCCCGAGGUGGACGAAGCCUGGAACCGACUAGCAAACAUCAGACCUAUCGCUAUCAGUCGUGGUGACGUGGUCAAGCUGGGUAGGGACCCCGAGCAAGCGGCAAAAUGGCCUGAAAGCUUUGGCUUCGGAUCCGAGGCAUACAUUGGACGGAUCGACGUCUUCCAUCAAAUUCAUUGCCUGGAUUGGCUGCGCCGGGAAGCGUACUUUGACCACUACUAUGGGAAGAAAUGGCCGCCGGGGACUCCGCCGUCCGACAUGCACCGGACCCAUAUCUCCCACUGCAUCUACCUGCUGCUCCAGAACCUCAUGUGCACCGCAAAUGUCGACAUCUACACCCAUCACUGGGCGGACGCGCAGCUGAACGCCUUCCCCGACUUCAGCGUCAACCACAAAUGCCGGGAUUUCGACGCCAUCUUGCGUUGGCAGGAGGAGAACUCGGUCGACGUAGACGAGCUUGCUGCCAUUCGGAAGCCACCUGAUGCAGCGGCCAGGGUGAUGUCGCAUCGUUUCAAGGAGCUGUUUGGUUGGUACAAUUCCAACGCCGAUGAUGGCUCUGAUAGUGGGAUAAUUGGAUAA
Molecule: messenger RNA, 954 nt
Organism: Aspergillus aculeatinus CBS 121060
Lineage: Eukaryota; Fungi; Ascomycota; Eurotiomycetes; Eurotiales; Aspergillaceae
Product: oxidase ustYa family protein
Exons: 2
Coding region: 1-954 (317 amino acids)
Biological process (GO): mycotoxin biosynthetic process
Source: RefSeq, a predicted model, not a curated record